Molecule: messenger RNA, 323 nt
Organism: Dicrocoelium dendriticum
Lineage: Eukaryota; Metazoa; Platyhelminthes; Trematoda; Plagiorchiida; Dicrocoeliidae
Source: the annotation of a GenBank genome assembly
GAUACGGAUCACUCGGACCAGCUGGUUUUGGUGUUUUCAUUUCGUGGCUGGUUGAACUGGUUGGGGGCUGUACAGCAGAUUCAGGCGGGUUAUCCGUAAUGUCAGCGGACACCACAACACAUUUCUGUCAACGGUCAGCUGCGCGUUACAGCAGGUAAGCCGUAUAUUCAGCGGAACCAUAACAACUAACCAAUUAUUUCUUACUUUCAGAAUUGUGUACCGAUUCACCUAACCUGAAGAAGAUGUCGCAAAUGUGAACUUAAAGCCUCGAUGUCAGAGCAACGGAUAGUUAUUACACAACUGCUAAAGCAGCCUUCAACGCA